AUGGCUGAUUCGCCGGGCAACUUCGAGCCGCAUUUUUGGGAAAAUGUUGUUUUGCAGUUCAGUCAUCGAUACACUGCUGUGAAACAAUCAUUGGUUGCACUUAGUGCUAUUUAUGAGGAGUAUGGACGGAAUCAGAGUUCGGAGAACCCUGGCGCGGUUCAGUACAGUGAUUUGACAAUACAACGAUACAAUAAAGCUGUCAGAGAGCUUGUGAAGUAUCUCGCCACGGGAGAGCAGAACACCACUGUCGCUCUCAUAUCAUGUUUGAUCUUCGUGUGGAUAGAGUUCUUGCAAGGAGAUCUGUCAACAGGAAUCCGCCACCUAGAAUCAGGUCUCAAAAUUUCUCUCCACCCACGUCUCAUCUCAACCAGCACAUCUCCAUCGAGAUACAGCCGAAAUCAACGCCUCACUUGA
This is a messenger RNA of Cadophora gregata, 414 nucleotides long. RefSeq lists its product as uncharacterized. Lineage: Eukaryota; Fungi; Ascomycota; Leotiomycetes; Helotiales; Ploettnerulaceae. The coding region runs from base 1 to 414 and encodes 137 amino acids. The transcript has 3 exons. The record is from RefSeq and is a predicted model, not a curated record.